AAUAAGAGGUCUCUUGAUGUCUUGAAAGAGACGGUAGUAGAACAUAAUGGAGCAUCAGGAAUAUUGGCUGACUUUGCUCAUGACGGAAAGGAUGUCAAAAAAAGAAGAAAGCAGUAUCACCAGCUGGAUGGAAAUACCACUCCCUGCCCGGGUAGUCCAAUAAUACUAAUACAUCCAUUGGAAGAGGAAAAUCCAUUCAUUGAGGAGGAGACGGAUAUCAUAAUUGAUGACGUUCCAUGUGAAUUUUCUUUCAAAAAUGGAGAUCCUGUGGAUGAUUUACACAUGGGAGAGACUAAUGUGUCUCUAAUUUUUAGAAAUUAUCAGAAGCAGUCACUAAAUAUUGCAAGGGACAAGGGCCUAUUUGUAGAAUCAAAUGUACAGGAAAUAUUAUCGUUAUCAUCAAUUUUAUUACUUGCCUCGAAUUCCUAUUCCAAUACAAUGACUGAUCACUUCGGAUUGUCCUUGCUUGAUGAAAUUCAUCAAAAAUUUAAAUCAGAGCAACAAAUAAUACUAAUACUAGAUUCGAAUUCUGAAACAACAUUCCGAAAAGCAGUUGAAAUGGCAUUAAGUGGAUCACGUGAUGAUGCUAUUAGCUGGUUAUGCGACAAACUUGGAAGUGAGCAAUCUUUGAAAGAGAAUUUAGGAUUUAUUAUUCUGGACUGCUUGAGAACGUUACCCUCUUCAAAAAUUAGGAAUGAGCACAGCGAAAUCACACACUAUACCAAUUUCCUUGAUCGCAUUAUGAAAGGACUCUUUGAUGAUCCCGAUAAACACAUAGUACAAUGGCCCAAUACAGCUUUAAACGAAAGCAAGACGAGAAAAGCUGAAGGUCGCGCUAAACAACCAGAUUUCACAGUUUCCGUAAUUUGUCAAUUACAAACUAGUGUCACUUUACUUGUGGGCGAAGUUAGCCCUCCAUCAAAAAGAGGGGAUGUAUAUAAAAAUUGCAACGAUCUUAUUCGCCUGGGCGUGUUUAUGAAGGAUAUUCUAGACUCAUCUAUUGAUAAAGGUGCCGAUAUAAAAGUGCUGGGCUUCCAGUGCGUUGAUUAUAAAGUUGACUAUUAUACCAUGGACCUUGUCCAAGGAAUUUAUAUUAUGAUUCAUAUUGGUCAGAUGUCAGUUCCAGCAUCCUUAAAGGAUAUGUCAUCUUUUGUAGAUGAUAUAGAAUUAUCUUUAGGAAUUACUGAAGUUAUAUCCGAAAAUGAUUGUCGGCUCGAAUCCGAGGAAUUUGAUGAAAUCUCGCUUUGCUGGUCAGAUCCUCCUAUUAACAAUCUGGACAAGGGAAUGUCGUUGAUUGAUUUCGCUCUGAGCGUUGUGAACAUCCUGCCGACCGAUUCGAAGAUUCCGACUCCAUUCUUAUCAUCUCUAUGGAAUAAUCGGCAUGGUCUGCCGGCUUACUACGCAGUUAUGGAUGCAUUCAUGACAGAUGGUCUUCAUCAUAAGCGUAGAGAUGAGGAUUUACGCUGUGUCUUCCACUUUGUGACGGUCAAUGAACUAUCCCCGUACGCAACAAUGUUCGUAACCUCAUCCCAAAUGCUUUCUUCCCUGAUUACUAAUCCUCGAACACAGCCCGUUGGAUCUUAUGCAAAGUGGGAGUAA
Molecule: messenger RNA, 1599 nt
Organism: Paraglomus occultum
Lineage: Eukaryota; Fungi; Glomeromycota; Glomeromycetes; Paraglomerales; Paraglomeraceae
Source: the annotation of a GenBank genome assembly